Molecule: messenger RNA, 984 nt
Organism: Triticum turgidum subsp. durum (durum wheat)
Lineage: Eukaryota; Viridiplantae; Streptophyta; Magnoliopsida; Poales; Poaceae
Source: the annotation of a GenBank genome assembly
AUGGAGCACUACGAGAGGCUCGAGAAGAUCGGCGAGGGCGCCUCGGGCGUCGUCUACAAGGCCCGGGACCGCCGCACCGGCGCCACCGUCGCCGUCAAGCGCCUUCGCGGCGGCGGCCUCGGCGACCACGACGGCAGCCGGCUCUCCGAGGACCUCCUCCGCGAGGCGGCGUGCCUCGAGGCCUGCCGCGGCCACCCGUCCGUCGUCGAGCUGCGGGCCGCGCACCGCGACGGCGCAGGCGGCGCGUUCCUCGUGAUGGAGUACGUCGGGCCGAGCGUCGCGCAGGUCAUGCGGGAGCGCGGCCGGCCGUUUCCGGAGGCCGACGCGCGCCGGCUCAUGCGGCAGCUCCUGGACGGCGCCCGGGCGAUGCACGACCUCGGGGUGCUGCACCGCGACCUCAAGCCGGACAACGUCCUCGUCGACGCCCACGGCGACCUCAAGAUCUGCGACUUCGGGAUGUCCCGCUUCGCGGCCGGCGGUGCCGACACGGCGCCCUACACGUCGCCCGUGGUGACGCUGUGGUACCGCGCGCCGGAGCUCCUCCUUGGGUCCACGGAGUACGACGCGCGGGUGGACACGUGGGCGCUCGGGUGCAUCAUGGCCGAGCUGCUCGCCGGCGCGCCGCUGCUGCCGGGGAGGUCGGAGAUGGACCAGCUGAACAGAGUGUUCGACACGGUCGGGACGGACGACAUGACGGACUGGCCCGGGUUCUGCCGGCUCCCGCGCGCCGGCUCGCCGCUCUGCCAGCGCAGCAGGCCGCCCAGCCGGCUCAGGGAGAUGUUCCCGUCACUGUCCGCCGCGGGCUUCGACGUCCUCAGCGGGCUGCUGGCCUGCAGGCCGGACAGGAGGCUCACCGCCGCGGAGGCGCUCCGGCGGCCCUGGUUCACGGACGCCGAGUCGCCCGACGCCGACCAGCCUCGCAGCGCAUGCGGCGGGCGCUUCACGGAACGCGUCGGUGGCGUUGCUGACGCGAUCGUGGUAUAG